Messenger RNA from Carassius carassius (crucian carp), 299 nucleotides. Its product is annotated as hatching enzyme 1.2-like. Lineage: Eukaryota; Metazoa; Chordata; Actinopteri; Cypriniformes; Cyprinidae. Gene Ontology annotation, molecular function: metalloendopeptidase activity. Gene Ontology annotation, biological process: proteolysis. The coding region runs from base 11 to 253 and encodes 80 amino acids. The transcript is spliced from 2 exons. The record is from RefSeq and is a predicted model, not a curated record.
UGACAGAUCAAUGAAUGUGUACACUAUGUUCACCUUUCACUCCAAAACCUGCAUCCGCUUUGUGGCCAGAUCAACUCAGGCCGACUACAUCAGUAUUGAGAACAAAGAUGGGUGCUACUCAUCUCUUGGCAGAACUGGUGGCCAGCAGGUGGUCUCCUUCAACACGGCAUUGUUCAGCAUGAGCUCAAUCAUGUCCUGGGCUUCUACCACGAGCAAACCAGGAGCAGUUGUGACCAGUACGUCAAGAUCAUAAAUGCUAAAUUUUCUCAUGACAGCCAGAUUCAUAUUAAAGAGGACAA